This is a messenger RNA of Closterium sp. Yama58-4, 726 nucleotides long. The record is from the annotation of a GenBank genome assembly. NCBI's taxonomy places the organism in Eukaryota, Viridiplantae, Streptophyta, Zygnematophyceae, Desmidiales, Closteriaceae.
AUGGUGGGAUCACAGCGCUACAUCUCCAAUGUGAUCACCACCCCCACUGCCACCUACGUCACCGUUGCCAACAACAAUCAGUUGCCAGCGAAUGCACAAGGCAUAGUCAUGCUACAAGUACGAGACAACAACACACACUUCACCUUCAACGAUGUGCUCUAUGUGCCAAACUUGCGCUUGAAUCUGCUGUCUGCGGGACAACUUUCCGACUGUGGAGUCACAUUCACCACCGACCCUCUCACACGUGACCUCGAGCUCUACUUCGCUCCUCCCGACACACCUGUCGAAGACCGGAAAUACCUCGGGAGAGCACGCUCCAUCAUCGGAGUCUAUGUGCUCGACUUCGACCUUCCCGACUGCAGAGCCACGCUUGACGAGCUCGCGGACCUCAUCCCACUGGACUUUGCUCACAAGUCCGAGAACUCAUGGAACCACCUUGACGUGCCGCCGUGGAUUAGACGCAACCCUCACCCUGGUGAGAUGAAUAUAUACUCACCUGGACCAGAUGGGCGCUGCACCAGCUGCUUCACACCCACAGUAAGCCGCACCGAGAAAGUCGAGAGGGAAGUAGCGGCAAUCGAAGAAGCGGAGAGCGAUGCACCACCAACGAAAGGCAUGACAGAGAUAGAACUGGCAACUGCCUCCUAUCGCGUCUUCGGCAACAAGCAAGAAGAACUUGGCGUCCCGGAAGCAGAACGCCUCGGCCCUGCAUCAGAAACGGUUUAA